Hansenula ciferrii is the source of this 855-nucleotide messenger RNA. RefSeq names its product putative ATP-dependent kinase (gene TDA10). The coding region runs from base 1 to 855 and encodes 284 amino acids. The record is from RefSeq and is a predicted model, not a curated record. NCBI's taxonomy places the organism in Eukaryota, Fungi, Ascomycota, Saccharomycetes, Phaffomycetales, Wickerhamomycetaceae. The transcript has a single exon. Gene Ontology annotation, cellular component: cytoplasm.
AUGUCCACACUCACAAAAUCAAUUGAAUUCCUAGAACCAAUAAUCACAAAAUGGAAAUUUAAUGAAAAACCUUUAGUUAUAAGUAUAUCAGGACCUCAAGGAUCUGGUAAAUCAUACUUAUCAUCAAAAUUAGCCAUUCAUCUUACAAGAUCUUAUCCAACCCUGAAUUCAAUAACUAUAUCAACUGAUGACUUAUACUUGAGAAAUAAAGAUCAAAGACAAUUAACUAAAGAUCAUCCAGGUACAAAAUUAUUAAAUGGUAGAGGAUUACCUGGUACUCAUGAUGUUGAAUUAGGUUAUAAUUUAAUAUCCAAGAUUGUUAAUAAAGAAUCUGGUUUUAAGAUACCAACUUAUAAUAAAGCUGCUUUUAAUGGAGAAGGUGAUAGAAAUGAUGAAGAUCAAUGGCAAAAUAUUAAAACUCCAAUUGAUAUUUUAAUAGUGGAAGGUUGGUUUAAUGGUUUUUUACCAUUUGAAAAUUCUGAUGAUGUUGAAGAAAUUAUUAACAGUUCAAAAUUAUUAUCAAAUUUUCCUAAAGAUGAUAUUUUUGAAAUAAAUUCAUUCUUGGAUGAAUACGUUAAGAUUUGGAAUUUUUUUGAUGUUGAUAUUUUUUUUGAUACAGAAGAUAUUAAUAAUGUUUUUGAAUGGAGAAUACAACAAGAACAUGAAUUGAUUGAACAAAAAGGUUCAGGUAUGACUGAUCAACAAGUUAGGGAUUUCAUAAGUAGAUAUAUGGCUGUUUAUAAAUUAUAUUAUAGAGAUUUUACAUUAAAAGGUACACCGUCUACACCAAAAGGAUAUAAUUUAAAAAUUAAAUUAGAUUCUAAACGUGUUAUUGAAAACGUUGAAAUUUUUUGA